UAGUAGAGCGUAGAAGUAGUCCCGCCCCCGAACUCCCAAGCGUUAAUAGUCUGCGUGGGGAUUGGUCCAGCUUCUUGCUUACUUCCUCGAGGUUCUUUCUCAUUUUCUGUUUCUCUCUCCUAAAUCUGAAAAUCCCAAAUCUCGAAUUCGAAUGGCGUCGUUGAGGCAGCGUCUUCUCCUCCCCAUCCUCUUGGCGGUGGGGCUCUUCUCCGUCGCUGCCUACGCGAGGCCUGGCCUCCACUUCCAUCCCUGCAACACCCUUCUCAUCUCCUACUCCUUCUCCAUCGAUUCGCAAAACCCUAACCCUAACCUUAACUCCAAGCCUAAUUCACCCCAAUUCCUCACAAUCUUCACCCAUUUCACCCAAUUCAAGCCCAGGCCCUCUCGCAUCUUCGUCGAUCGCCCCAAUUUCCUCCUUCCUGACGAUGAGCCCGAGAUCCGGCGACCCAGAUUCUUCCCCCGCUCCUCGCCGUCCUCGGUUGUCAGCUCCCUCCGUGAUCGCACCAAAGACAUCAUUAGCGUUGUGGUGGCUCUUCUCUUUGGCGUCGGCUGCGGUUUCCUCACCGCCGCUACCAUGUACUUGGCUUGGUCGCUUUUCUCCAACCGCUUCUAUGAUCUUUCCAAUUCUUACGACGAUGAUGACGAUGAUGACCAAGAUGACGAUGAUGCUAGCCCCAAAAAGAUGGGAUACCUCAAGAUUCCUGCUGCGGAUGCCGCUGUUGCCCCUGCUUCGGAGAAAGCAGCGGUAUGAGGCGAAUGAUGGAUUUUAUCUACUUAAUAUUAUCUCUGUGCAUUUUGCGGUUACAUUGUUGAACUUAACAUUUCAGGUCGCUCCAUUACUGUAAUUGUCAUAUCUAUGACUUGUUGUUAUAUAUAACCUAAUACAUCAAAUUCUUGACGUUC
Molecule: messenger RNA, 903 nt
Organism: Malania oleifera
Lineage: Eukaryota; Viridiplantae; Streptophyta; Magnoliopsida; Santalales; Ximeniaceae
Exons: 1
Coding region: 152-751 (199 amino acids)
Source: RefSeq, a predicted model, not a curated record